AUGGGGAGAAUUGGGUGGGGAGCACAUGGGAGACGAGGCAUGGGGACGUGGGAGGACUCUGUGGGCCGACUGUGGCUCGCGCUCUCUGCCGAUGGGCUCAAGUCUUCCCUCCGAUGCAACGUGUUUGGUCAUGGGCCCCAUUGGUUUGAAGCGGCCUCUCAAGAAGAGUUUUGGUGUCUGUCUUUUACUGCAUGGUUGGAGCUCUGUGGUGAACCCACAGUGCUGGACCCAGUGCUGGGAAUGAGGAAUGUAUGGCUUGCCUGGUUGCCAUCUUUUCGACAGGGAUUAGCAUUUGUGAGGAUCCUCCAUUGUAGGCAGCAUGGCAGGUGGCUCCGCCGUGCUGGGGGACGUUGUUUCGGUCCAUUGUACCCAAUGGACGGCAUGAACGUGGCACAGGCUGGCAUGUCCGUGGGAGCCGCCCGCGGUUCGGAGGGCGUCCAACACGCUAUUGAUCACUUUGGGGGGCAAUGGAAUGUGAGAGCUUGA
Messenger RNA from Ostreobium quekettii, 486 nucleotides. Lineage: Eukaryota; Viridiplantae; Chlorophyta; Ulvophyceae; Bryopsidales; Ostreobiaceae. The record is from the annotation of a GenBank genome assembly.